Molecule: messenger RNA, 1808 nt
Organism: Priapulus caudatus
Lineage: Eukaryota; Metazoa; Priapulida; Priapulimorpha; Priapulimorphida; Priapulidae
Product: copine-8-like
Exons: 11
Biological process (GO): cellular response to calcium ion
Cellular component (GO): plasma membrane
Molecular function (GO): calcium-dependent phospholipid binding
Source: RefSeq, a predicted model, not a curated record
GCAUGACGUCAUUGGAGAAUUCACUACAACUCUACAGAGACUCGUAAAGGGCCCCGGCCCCGAUAAUGUAUAUGAGUGCCACAACACGAAGAAAGCCGCCAAGAAGAAGAACUACAAAAACUCCGGAAUUUCGCUGUUAAUUGCCAAUCGGAAAUCCAGGCGAAACGUUCAUCAUCGAUUACUUCACGGAGGUAUACAACUCAAGAUGGCCGCUGCCAUUGACUUCACGGCCUCUAAUGAGGAUUUUAUACAACUGACGUCGCUGCACUAUCUCAACCCCUACCAACCCAACAUGUAUGCUAGAGUGCUACAGGCUGUGGGAGAGAUCAUACUAGACUACAACCGGUGGGUCAACUUUAGAGAUGACGAUCCGUGCUGUGAUGGACUGGAGGGCUUACUGCAGGCGUACGAGAACACGCUACGUGCAGUCUCCUUGUUCGGACCCACUAACUUCGCUCCAGUCAUCAACAAGGUUGCCAAACAUGCAGCUGAAGUUAAAGAUGGCGCCACCUACUACGUGCUCGUGAUUCUCACAGAUGGCGUUGUGACCGACAUGCCGCAGACGAAGCAGGCCAUUGUUCAGGCGACGCGGACUGCCUCUCUAGGAUUUAAAGCCAUUGCUAGAGAAAGCAAAGGAGAAGCCAUGUUGGAGUUUGACACGGACAACUCCCGGCUAUCAGCGAGCGGAGUGAUGGCCCAGCGAGACAUGUGUCAGUUCGUCGCCUUCCGAGACUACUACGCCAGUGGUCACAACAUGGACCACGGUCAAGCCCAGCUCGCUAAGGACAUCCUGUGGGAUAUCCCUGACCAGUUCCUCGCCUACAUGAAGAAUAAUAACAUCAAACCCCGCCAGGCGGCGACACAGCUGAACGGCUCGUCAGCGCGCGUCAUUCAGCAACCCUGAUGACGUCACGCCGUGAUGACGUCACGCCGUGGUGAUGUGAAUGGGGGCGCCAGGAUGCUUGGCUGUGCUGUUUUUACCGGGAGAGCGAAGCCGCAACAGAUAUUUUCGUCCGUUAACCACCAGGUGGAGGGAGCAGUAACGCGCGAACGUUUGGCAGACGACGAUAGAGGUCGCUGGGAGCAGCGAAACAAUGUUUACGACAAAGUGACAACGAACUGAACCGCCAUGUUUGAUUGCCGGCACCACCCCCUGCGCAUGCGCAUUUUACUCUCGUAGCCGCCGAAAGCUGAGUGAAAGUCUGUCCAUGCCAAGAUGGCCGCUACGAUAGAUGUAGAAAAUGGCGACGGAUGCUUUGAAUUUUUUAAGAAGAGAAGCAGACUGGCAAUACUGGAGUGUAGGUGGCAUCGAAUUGUCGUAUGGUUCGCGGAUUAUGUAUUGAUGUACCCUCCCCCCUCCCCCACAAAUGAAACCGCCAUACAUACGCGGUUUGACGUGGGAAAGGUUUUUCUUUGGUCGGAAGCGGCAAGCACCCUACGUAAAGUAGUGUUCUAGCUACGAGGCGCAUAGUUGCGUGUUUGCCAGGGGCUCACGACGCUGUACUAAUAACUAAAAAUUCACGCUUACAUAUAUCUCUCUCUCCCCAACCCGGGUUGUUGAUUAGCACCCAUCACCCACGUAAAGUUACUAUUGUUGCCGAUUGUAACUAUUGUAGAGUUGUCUGCGGGUAGCGUAUAAACAGCGUGACAUACCCCGUGUUAGCCAGUCCCACCUUAGCUUGCUUUUCUUUCUUCUGACUGCUCACCAACUCUACACUACUCUUUUUACCCUCGUUAAGUCUAGGUCCACGACUUCGAUAAUUUUUUUAUCUGUCGACUAUAUAUCGCACGUGUUCGAUAUGGGGAGG